AUGCGCUCGCGCAGAUUCCCGAGCGCUGGGAAACAGCCUUCCCUGCGCACGCGCGAGCCACCCUCGCUCUGUCCCGGGGGUGAGAGCGAGGCGCGGUUGCCCCGCGCGAGGGGAAGCCGUAGCGGCGCGCUCGGAGGGAAGCGGAACCGGCGGCGGCCCAGGCUGGGGGAUGUUCGUGGCGCGCAGCAUCGCGGCCGAUCACCGCGACCUCAUCCACGAUGUCUCCUUCGACUUCCACGGGCGGCGCAUGGCGACCUGCUCCAGCGACCAGAGCGUCAAGUUAUACAGUUAUCUUUCUGCUUGGACACAGUGGAACAUUCUGGAUUUUUCUUUGAACAAAGUAGCCUUACAGUUUGGGACAAAAGUGAAAAUGGGGAUUGGCAUUGUACUGCCAGCUGGAAGACACACAGUGGGUCCGUAUGGCGUGUGACAUGGGCUCAUCCUGAGUUUGGACAGGUCCUGGCUUCCUGUUCUUUUGACAGAACUGCUGUAGUAUGGGAAGAAAUAGUGGGAGAGUCGAAUGAUAAACUUCGAGGGCAGAGUCACUGGGUAAAAAGGACCACUCUGGUAGACAGUAGGACAUCUGUUACAGAUGUGAAGUUUGCUCCCAAGCAUAUGGGUCUUAUGUUAGCAACCUGUUCGGCAGAUGGAGUAGUGAGGAUAUACGAAGCUCCUGAUGUUAUGAAUCUCAGUCAGUGGUCACUGCAGCAUGAAAUCUCAUGUAAGCUAAGCUGCAGUUGCAUUUCUUGGAAUCCAUCAAGCUCUCGAGCUCAUUCUCCGAUGAUAGCUGUAGGAAGUGAUGACAACAGUCCAAAUAUACUGGCUAAGGUUCAAAUUUAUGAAUACAAUGAAAACACCAGGUAAACUAAGGAAUAAACCAGUACAGUAGAAUUUCAGAGUUAUGAAUACCAGAGUUACGGACUGACCAGUCAACCACACAUGUUGUUUGGAACCAGAGGUACACAAUCAGGCAGC
Molecule: messenger RNA, 975 nt
Organism: Chrysemys picta bellii (western painted turtle)
Lineage: Eukaryota; Metazoa; Chordata; Testudines; Emydidae
Source: RefSeq, a predicted model, not a curated record